Messenger RNA from Aspergillus novofumigatus IBT 16806, 564 nucleotides. RefSeq lists its product as uncharacterized. The coding region runs from base 116 to 472 and encodes 118 amino acids. The transcript has a single exon. Lineage: Eukaryota; Fungi; Ascomycota; Eurotiomycetes; Eurotiales; Aspergillaceae. The record is from RefSeq and is a predicted model, not a curated record.
UAUAUCUGGUUAUAGCAUAAUCUCUUAUUGAUUUCCAAUCCCACAGAGACUAGAAUUGACAGAAUGAUAGCCCAUACCAUGCACAAGCCUCUUGAGGCCGAAGAAUCAAGAACAGAUGCUGACACAGAUGAUGACGCCGGCGCUGGAUAUUGAAGACAGUAAAAGCCAUGCAGAAAAAAAGAAAAAGUCAAAUAUUUACAAGCCAGAAAUCACAAGAAGAACGAUGCCUGUUCUCGUUUACUGGUUUGUUCAUGCCAACAAGCGAAGUGGUAUAUCCUUUCCUUCGUUGAGAGCUCAAUUUGUCAAAUAUAAAGCAUCUUCUACCUUUCAUUCACCAGGUUAUCCGAUGCGAAUUCUCGUCAUAAAAUAUAUCAUGUCAUGUGUAUGGGAUGACACUGGUCUAGAGUCACCCUAUUGUUUCAGAAAUCGCCUUCUCGGGCGGUUGAACAACAGCUGGCACUUUGCUCAAUGAGUGCAAUCCUGGAAGCCAAUUCAAGGCUAACAGCCAAGUAUGAAGAAGGUUUGAAUCCGUCUGUCUUUGUAGAAACAGACCCGAGUCGUAAA